Messenger RNA from Lineus longissimus, 723 nucleotides. Its product is annotated as small cardioactive peptides-like. The transcript is spliced from 3 exons. NCBI's taxonomy places the organism in Eukaryota, Metazoa, Nemertea, Pilidiophora, Heteronemertea, Lineidae. The coding region runs from base 298 to 723 and encodes 141 amino acids. The record is from RefSeq and is a predicted model, not a curated record.
CUCAUAUGACCAUUGGCGGAUGACGCUUUUUCUCUAAAUAGCUUAGAAAUAUCAAUAGAGAGCCACCUUCCCUCAGCAAACUUCACCCUGCCUCCCAUUCACCAUUGAGGAGUGUUGGCGUAUACACAUCGAAAAAAACACGGCAAAGGGAAAGUUUUUCGGCUAAUUACGAUGCAAAGCAGCACCGCGGUAUAAAGAGUAAGAGAGCGCCGGUAUCGGUCAAAACUGCUAGGUAACUUCUCGAACGGACACGGCUUAACCUUAUAACGUAAACGGAACCUUUCAUUGGAUUUCAAGAUGUCCCACCGAAGACAACAUAGAUCUGUUUGCGGAGCUAUUGGGUUUCUGGCCAUAUGCUGCUCACUAUCACAGAAAGCUAAUGCAAACUACCGAGGCCCUGCAGACAACAUGAACCUCCGAUCAUUAGACCCGUACGCAGAAUGUUGUCCUAUCGGCUACAAGAGCGAGGUCCGGCUAGAUGAUUUCGGGAAGGAGGUUGUCUACAAUCAUUGCAAGGUCGUCAACUGUUGCAUUGGUCUGAAGGAGAUCCUAAAGCUGGGAUCAAAUGGACUAACGUAUUCCAUGUGUGUCAGAGACGAGGGUAGAUCUAUGCACGAUUUGAAAGGCCUGGCUGAGUUGGCGAGGAUUCUGAAGAGAUAUUAUGGAGAUGAACCCAUGCAGAAGAGGACUAGACUAGCCUUCCCGUCGAAUGACUAUUACUAG